AUGAAUAAUCGAGAUUUUUUACUACAAAGCGAAGCAUUUAGCCUUGAUGAAAUUUAUGGAAGUGAUGUAAAUGACGAACAAAAUAGAUUAAUAAUUGAAUUUAUGAAAAAUAUGGAAAAAGAGCGGAGCUUAUUACCAAGCACUGUUGUAGCAAAGGAUAUAAAAACAGAUGAAAAUAAAAAUAAUAAUAAUAAGCCUCAUAGCAUAUAUAAUAUUAUAGACAUGUAUACAGAAAAUGGCGAAUUAAAAGAAACUCAUUUUAUUAAGGGAUAUAAUAUAAAAUGGAAAAAUGCAGUUGUACAAUGCUUAAAUAACUUAAGAAAUUAUAUUCAUAAAAAAUAUAAUAGAAGAAUAAUUAACUCGUCAAAGUAUUUAACAACAAAUUGCCCUAUAUUAGAAUGUUUGCAAAAAAAUGAAAAUUUAAUUUCCAUUUUUUUAUCAAAACCGUUAUGUAUUCAUUUAUAUAUAUACGGUAUUAAUUAUUUACAAAUAAUUUAUUAUAUUGACUUAAUUACUCAAUAUAUAAAUUUAGAAAAUGAGAAAAAUUUGUGUUUAUUCUUAUGGCUAACUUAUUUACUUAUUUUAUUAGAUUCAUUACAAGCAUUAGAUAUGGAUGUAGCUUCAAACCUCCAAGUAAUUAAAAGAUUUUGUUUAAACAAAAUCGAAAAUACAGAUUUACCUAUAACGUAUGAAAAUAAUAAAUCUAAUCUUUUAAAUUUUUUUACAAAUUUUACUUGUAAAUCAAAUGAGAAAAAUUAUACGGAUUCAUAUAAUUCUCCCUGCGCAAUUUUCUUUAUUAUUUAUUUGCUAAUUACCGAAAUACUUAGUCAAAAAUGA
Messenger RNA from Plasmodium yoelii, 837 nucleotides. RefSeq names its product conserved Plasmodium protein, unknown function. The transcript has a single exon. The record is from RefSeq and is a predicted model, not a curated record. NCBI's taxonomy places the organism in Eukaryota, Apicomplexa, Aconoidasida, Haemosporida, Plasmodiidae. Bases 1 to 837 code for a protein of 278 amino acids. Gene Ontology annotation, biological process: spliceosomal snRNP assembly.